Silurus meridionalis is the source of this 1462-nucleotide messenger RNA. It is a transcript of the gene sirt6, whose product is annotated as sirtuin 6. The coding region runs from base 137 to 1294 and encodes 385 amino acids. The transcript has 8 exons. The record is from RefSeq and is a predicted model, not a curated record. Gene Ontology annotation, molecular function: NAD+ binding. NCBI's taxonomy places the organism in Eukaryota, Metazoa, Chordata, Actinopteri, Siluriformes, Siluridae.
CCAACACAACGCCUGCCGGAGCAUGAGGAAAGCUCGCAACUGUUUACAGAAAAACAGCAAUUCAUUUGAGCCUGCACGCGUUUUUCAUAAAAAGAAUAAAACUCGAGACAUAAAAGAAUAAAACUCAGGCCUUGUCAUGUCGGUUAACUAUGCGGCUGGACUGUCUCCUUACGCGGACAAAGGCAUCUGUGGACUUCCCGAGGUGUUCGAUGAGCCGGACGACUUGCGAGAGAAAGUGGAGACUUUGGCUCAGAUGAUCAGAGACUCGCAGUACCUGGUGGUGCACUCAGGCGCAGGAAUCAGCACCUCUGCAGGCAUACCUGACUUCAGAGGCCCAAAAGGUGUCUGGACAAUGGAGGAAAAAGGAGAGAGUCCUCAGUUCGACACUACCUUCGAAGACGCUAAGCCGAGCGUGACUCACCUGGCGCUGCUGCAGCUGCAGAAGGCCGGCUACCUCAAAUACCUCAUCAGCCAAAACGUAGACGGCCUUCACCUGCGUUCGGGUUUCCCCAGGGACCGAUUGUCUGAGCUUCACGGGAACAUGUUCGUCGAGGAAUGCGAGAAGUGCGGCAAGCAGUAUGUGCGUGAAAAGGUAAUUGGGGUCAUGGGUCUGAAACCCACGGGGCGCUACUGCGAAGGCACACGAUCCAGAGGACUGCGAGCCUGCAGGGGGAAGCUGAUCAGCACCAUUCUGGACUGGGAGGACUCACUUCCUGAGCGGGAUCUGAACCGUGCAGAAGAGGCCAGCAGGCGAGCUGACCUGGCUCUUACCUUGGGUACGUCUCUACAAAUUAAGCCCAGUGGUGACCUGCCUCUUCUGACUAAACGUACCGGAGGUAAAGUAGUGAUCGUGAACCUGCAGCCGACCAAACACGACAAGCACGCCCACCUGCUUAUCCACGGUUACGUGGAUAAAAUCAUGAGUCAGGUGAUGAAGCUCCUGGGCCUGGAGAUCCCACAGUGGACGGGGCCUACGAAGUGCGAGUCUUCAGGUGGUGACGCGGACAUCCUGCCUUACGGAGCCUGGAAAAAGGAAGUCAAGAUCGAACUAAAGAUAGAAGAAAAGAAAGAACCCGGAGCGAAGAGAAAAACGCCAAAGAAGGACAAUAAUCGAGGAGUCAAAAAAGAGGAAGAUGAUGAUGAGGGGCUGAAGAAAUCAUGUAAACAUGAGAUUGUGGUUGACGGUAGAUCAGAAGCAGACAAUGAGCUUAACAGAGUCAAUGAGGAAUUUGCGACUGAAGUCUCUUCUGUGGGUGAAGCUAAAAAGCCACGAAUCAACAAUCCAUCCUCAUAGAAACUCUCCUUUUUUUUUUUUUUUCUUUUUUUCAAUAAAGAAUUCUCAGUGCAUAAACCAGCAAUACAUUCUCAGGCAUAUUCUCUACCACCUCACAAAUCUAGGCAGCCACUGUGUCUGUACAAAUUUUUUUUUAUGUCAAGUCAAUAAAUGAAAUAAGAAUCUCAA